Porites lobata is the source of this 1027-nucleotide messenger RNA. Lineage: Eukaryota; Metazoa; Cnidaria; Anthozoa; Scleractinia; Poritidae. The record is from the annotation of a GenBank genome assembly.
AUGUACGUUAUUUUACUUCCAAAUUACCAGGCCCCAUCAGUCUACUAUGCUGGUAUUCCCGGCAUGCAUGGCAAACCUGGUUCCCCUGGGUUACCAGGCCGCGACGGACGAGAUGGCCGUGAGGGAGCUAAAGGUGACCAAGGUAUCCCAGGGAAGACUGGACCCCAGGGGCCUCCAGGACCUAGCGGAAACCCUGGUGUUAAUGGAAAGGAGGGCGCUAAAGGGGAACGCGGAGCCCAAGGACCCCCAGGACAAAAGGGGGAACGCGGGGAGAGUGGAUUAAGUGGAACCCCUGGGAAUCCAGGUCUGAUGGCUUUUAAAAACUGGAAGGAAUGCGUUUGGAGCAACAUUAAUGAUGGCAAAGAUCACGGGCUGAUCAAGGUUUUUUAAUUUGUCUGUUUUCUCCUUCCAUGUGAAGAAAAUUUGCCUUCAUGUUUUAACGACUAUGUCUUUUUAGUAAAAUCCAGCUAGUGGUCUAUUAUCAAUGCUGCGUUCUGAUUGGUUGAGCUACCACAUUUAUGUUAAAACUAGUAGAUUUUUGAGAAAAACAUCUUUAAAAUGUUUUGUCUCGAUAUUUUUGCUAAUUAUUGAGCUAAACCAAUUUUUCCUUUCUGAAGUGAUUCUAAGGGUAGAGUUUCUUUCAGUUUGUGGUAUUUCUUUUUUUGCACAGGACUGUGUGUUCAAGAAAAACUUCUCUGACACAGCUCUUCAUGUAUACUGGACUGGUGCUCUUUGUGUGCGUGGGUGCUCAAAUUGCUGCAAACGCUGGUACUUUACUUUUAACGGUGCAGAAUGUUCAGCUCCCCUAACCAUUGAAGGCAUCGUGUACGUGGCCAGUAAAUCUGAAAAUCCUCAUCGUGUCCGCCAUAUUGAGGGCUACUGUAACAACGUCCACAAGGGAAAGGUGCGCGUGGGAUUCUGGGUCGGUAAAUGCCAUGGGUGGAGUAAUGGAAACUAUGAUGCCUACACUGGAUAUGCUUCUGUGUUGCGAAUCUUCAUUGAGGAAGUUCCAAAAGCACAAGCUUAG